AUGGAGCUGUCGAUAGAGGGAAAGAGACAAAGACAAGUAAAAAGACAGCAGCAGGGGCAGCAGCAAGAAGAAGGAGAGGAAGAAGAAGAGGAGUGGGAGGAGGAAGAAGAGGAGGAGGAGGAGGAAGAAGAGCAGCAGCAGCAGCAGCAGCAGCAGCAGCAGCAGCAGCAGCACCGGCAGCAGGAAGAAAGGUGGGGGCGCUGGCAGCAGCAUCCAAGGCAGCAACAGCAGCAAUAUAGACAGCAACACUGGCAUUACCCGCAGCAGCAGCAGCAGCAGCAGCAGCAGCAGCAGCAGCAGGGGAGAUGGCAGCAAUGGGGGCCUCGACAACCACCACGCUGGCAGCAGCAGCAGCAGCAGCAGCAGCAGCACCACCACCACCACCACCACCACCACCAGCACCACCACCAGCAGCAGCAGCACCACCACCAGCAGCAGCAGCAGCAGCAGCACCACCACCACCAGCAGCAGCAGCAGCAGCAGCAGCACCACCACCACCACCACCACCACCAGCAGUACCAGCAGCACCAGCAGCAGCAGCAGCAGCAGCAGCAGCGCCAGCUGCCGAAGAGAUGGGAAGACGCUCCGCCACGGCUGCAGCGCUACUGGGCCGAGAAGCAGCAACAGCAAGAGCAGCAGCAGCAGCAGCAGCAGCAGCAGCAGCAGUACAUGGUGCAGCAACAGCAGCAACAGCAACAACAGCAGCAGGAGCAGCAGCAGCAGCAACAACAACUGCAGCAGCAGCAGUCACUAGAAGUCCAACAGCAAAUUUCUUCUUCUUCUCCUCCUCAGAUGCUGUCUCAUCUUGGUGCUGCUGCUGAAGAAGGAGGAUACGACCUCUCGCCCUAUUCGGGUCUAUUUCCUAUUGACUAUGUGGCAGCAGCAGCAGCAGCAGCAGCAGAAGCAGCAGCAGAAGCAGCAGCAGAAGCAGCAGCAGGAGCAGCAGCAGAAGCAGCACCAGAAGCAGCAGCAGCAGCUGAGGCUGCAGCUGCUGACAGGCCAGAUUCUGCCGGUGUAUCGGAGCCGCAUACCCCUCCUAAUGGGCUCUCUAUAUCGCUAGCUAGCCAGCUAGCUAGCGAUGCAGAUAGCCAGCUAGCUAGCGAGCUAGCUAGCGAGCUAGCUAGCCAGCUAGCUAUCUCUUCAUCUGCUCCAACGACGCCUGAUGAAACCCCUGAUGUGCAUCCGCUAGCUCGUCUGCUAGCUAGCCAGAUAACUGAGCAGCUAGCUAGCCGGCUAACUGCCCAGCUAGCUGCUGCUCCUUCUUCUGCUCCCCCACAGCAACAAGAAGGAACAACAAGAAGAAGAAGGCACCCCCUGCCUCCUCGUUUUGUGCGCCAGCAACAGAGCCUCUGGGCUGCUGCAGGAGCCUCACUUGACCCCUCACUGCAGCAGCAGCAACCGCAGCAGCAACGGCAGCAGCAGCUGCUGCAGCAGCUGCAGGAAGUGCAACAACUGCAGCAGGAGAUCCAGGGCAUUCACCGGCAGCGGGAGCAGCAGCAGGAACAGCAGCAACAUCUGCAGCACCACCAGCGCCACCACCAUCAGAUGUUGCAGCAACUGCCCCAUCAGCAGCAGCAGCAACAGCAGCAGCAGCAACAGCAGCAGCAGCAGCAGCAGCAGCAGCAAGAGUUGCUGCAGAGGCGUCCUGGCGUCCGACCCCCCCCAGGGUUUGAGCAUCUACCACCACCACAUCAGCAGCAACAGCAGCAGCAGCAGCAGCAGCAACAGCAGUAUGGCCAGCACCAUCGCUAUCCUCACCCUCCUCGUCAGCAGCAGCACCAUCGUGCUGCUCACCACCAGCAGCAUUCUCAUUAUCAUCCUCAGCAGCAGCAGCAGCAGCAUCGGCAGCAGCAGUACCAGUACUAUCAUCAGCAGCAACAGAAGCAGCAACAGCAGCAGCAGCAGCAUCGUUAUAAAACUGAAACAUGGGGGCUGCCGUUUGCUGCUGGCGAUACUGCUGAGGGGGAAGACAGUCCUUCGGGUGUCUCAUCACCUCUGUCUCCUUCUUCUCCUGCAGAAGCAGCAGCAAGAAGUGGACUGGCGGUUGCUGCUGCUGCUGCUGCAGCUUCUGCUUAUUCUCCUUUUACUGGUGCAGCACCACACCGACCUCGCGCUACUCCUGAUCCUUUCUACUCGCCUCGUCCUCUCUUCCCUCCUCGACAACACCCCCCAGAUGCGGCAGCAGCAGCAGCAGCAGCAGCAGCAGCAGCAGCAGCAGAAGGAGAAGGGAUUUGGAGAAGCAUCUCCUCCCCCCCUUCAAGUGCAGCACCAGGGCGCAGCAGCCGCUCCUCAGUGUUUAGGGGUGUAGAGAGCGGGAUGCCUCGGCCUCCGCCGACGCCAGAACCCUCCUUUCCUUUUGCUGCUGCUGAUGAUGAACAGCAGCAGCAGCUGCAGCUGCUGCAGCAGCAGGUGCAGCCACAGUUUGGCCCUCUCGGGAGCUCUUGGGGACAGCCUGGAGGCUGGGGAGGUGAUGGCAGAAGCAGCAGCAGCGGCGGAAGCGGAAGCAGCAGCAGCAGCAGCAGCAGCAGAAGCGGCAGCAGCAGCAGCAGCAGACCUUAA
Eimeria mitis is the source of this 2559-nucleotide messenger RNA. RefSeq lists its product as uncharacterized. The record is from RefSeq and is a predicted model, not a curated record. The transcript has a single exon. The coding region runs from base 1 to 2559 and encodes 852 amino acids. Lineage: Eukaryota; Apicomplexa; Conoidasida; Eucoccidiorida; Eimeriidae.